UCCAAAUCAUCACUUUUCCCAACGAUCCGUGUAUUGGAAAUGCGGGCAAAAACGGAACUUGUUAUACACCAGAGGAAUGCACCUCUAAAGGCGGAAGCGGAGCAGGAACUUGUGCCCAAGGCUAUGGAGUCUGUUGCUCAUUUACUGUCACAUGUGGAGGAACUCGAUCGGAGAAUUGCACUUAUUUUGAAUCGUCGGGCAACGAAGCAGGUUCAUGCGUGGCCACAAUAUGCCCUUGCAGUGACAACAUAUGCCAGCUAAGGCUUGAUUUUGAUCAAUUCGUUAUAUCAGGCCCAUCAACUUCUGUUGACUCGCUAUUUAAGACCGCAUUUGGACAACCUGCCACGGCUGGCUCAAAAAGCAAUCUGGCCGGCGCAUGUUUGACGGAUUCCUUCUCCGUGUCCAGCCCAUCUGGAUGCGCACCACCUGCGAUUUGUGGCACGAAUAGUGGCCAACAUAUGUAUGUUGAUGCCUCGGAGGCUUGUAAUGAUUUGAGAUUCGUUCUUGGAAAUCAAGGCGUCGGGACCGGUCUGGCUAAUCGACAAUGGAGUGUUAAGGUUACCCAAUACAGUUGCGAUUUCAAAAACCUUGCUCCAGAAGGAUGCACGCAAUACUUUUUCGGCUCUACAACCGACGUAAUCCAGACUUACAACUUUGGAAAUGGUCGUCAUCUGGCUGAGCAAAACCAAAACAUAUGCAUCAGACGGGAGCGCGGAAAUUGCAAGAUAUGUUACACCGCCAUAGAUGUUAUUGAUGUCUCUGUCAAUGGACUUGAAGAGGUCGGUCUCAUUUUCAUGGACACCAAAUGCUGUGGGUACACUCCUGUGGGGUUACCGGAAAUGGGCUUCGAUUGUAUUGUCAUCCCUGGACUGAGGAAAAGUGUGGCCCCGAGUACUCUUGUCGGAGAUUCAGUUUGUGGGAACGGUGCGGGUUUGGUAUCCGUGGAUGCAAACGCAGCUGACAUGACCAAGACACUUUGCACCAAGCGCCAACCAUUCAACGUUCGCUUCCGGAGUGAUAGUUUUGAGACAGAAGCAGAAUUGGGGAUUUUGGGGUUUCGGUUGGUGUAUUCUCAAAAUUCGAACGGAUGUUGAUGGAGGCAAAGAAGAAGAUUAGCACGUCACGUUUAGAAAAACAUUAUAACUGUCACCAGUUUUCAUAGACUAUAUUCACUUGCUACUACUUAUCAUAUUGCGAUUUUGAAUGAAAAUUUAUGUGUUGCCAAAAUAGUAUCUAUCAUUAUUGAACUCUCCCAUUUU
Tigriopus californicus is the source of this 1259-nucleotide messenger RNA. RefSeq lists its product as uncharacterized. The record is from RefSeq and is a predicted model, not a curated record. Bases 459 to 1094 code for a protein of 211 amino acids. Lineage: Eukaryota; Metazoa; Arthropoda; Copepoda; Harpacticoida; Harpacticidae. The transcript is spliced from 8 exons.